Aphidius gifuensis is the source of this 1221-nucleotide messenger RNA. RefSeq lists its product as uncharacterized. The transcript has a single exon. Lineage: Eukaryota; Metazoa; Arthropoda; Insecta; Hymenoptera; Braconidae. Bases 1 to 1221 code for a protein of 406 amino acids. The record is from RefSeq and is a predicted model, not a curated record.
AUGGGUGAUAUACUUGAUAUCAACGCACCAGUUCAUUUCAACAAUGAUAUAUCCACUUAUGAGCUGCAUGCACAUCAAACAUUUGGAUCAUCAAGCUUUGAGAAUAGUGAUGGAAUUAGAAUAUCGAUACAAAACCAAGAUUUAUUCAUUUUGCCAUGUAAAAGCUACAUUCAUAUAAGUGGAAAAUUAUGUAAAGAAGAAAAUAAAGAUGUACCAAUUGGUAUUUCACUAGUUAAUAAUGCAAUGAGUUUUUUAUUUGAAGAAAUGCGUUAUGAGUUAAAUGGGGUUUUAGUUGAUAAAUCCAAAAAUGUUGGGAUUACAACAAUAAAAAAUUAUUUAUCAAUUAAUUCGAGGGAGAAUAAUGAAAAUGCUGGAUGGUUAAACGGACUUGAGCAAAUGAUGUUAACAGAUGAAAAUGGUUAUUUUGAUUUAUGGAUACCAUUGAAAAUGUUUUUUGGCUUUGCUGCAGACUAUCAAAAAAUCAUUGUUAACGCCAAACAUGAAAUUAUUCUGGUACGAUCUCGCUCUGAUUUAAAUUCAAUCGUGAGAGAUGUUGCAACUUUUCAAGAAGAAGUUAAAUUUGAUUUAAAAAUUACAAAAGUUGAAUGGUUAGUGCCAUAUGUAACACUAUCGAAUAGAAAUAAAAUGGAAAUGAUGAAAUAUAUACAAAAAGAUCCAGUCAUUUCUAUUGGGUUCAGGACCUGGGAACUCUAUGAGUAUCCACUGCUACCAACAACAAAUCAUCAUAUUUGGACGGUGAAGACAUCAACUCAACUGGAAAAACCUCGCUAUGUUAUUCUUGCUUUUCAAACAAAUAGAAAAAAUGUAUGGCAUGCAGAUGCAGCAAGAUUUGAUCAUUGUAAUAUAACAAAUGUUAAAUUAUAUCUCAACUUACAAAUUUUUCUAUAUGGAAAUUCAAAUCUUGAUAUUUCGAAAAAUCAAUUUUCAUUAUUGUAUGAUAUGUAUGCUAAUUUUUCUGAGUCUUAUUAUGGAGCUAAAAUAGAUUUGAUAUCAAAAAAUUUUUUCAUCCAUCAAUCACCAUUAAUUGUAAUUGAUUGUAGUAAACAAAAUGAACUUUUAAAAGCUGGUGCUGUAGAUGUACGUUUAGAAUUUGAAUCUAAAAACAAUUUUCCACAAGGAACUGCAGCUUAUUGUUUAAUUUUACAUGAUAAUAUAAUUGAAUAUAAACCAAUCAGUGGCAUUGUACAUAAAUUAAGUUAA